Messenger RNA from Anopheles aquasalis, 1188 nucleotides. RefSeq lists its product as uncharacterized. Gene Ontology annotation, biological process: vacuolar proton-transporting V-type ATPase complex assembly. NCBI's taxonomy places the organism in Eukaryota, Metazoa, Arthropoda, Insecta, Diptera, Culicidae. Gene Ontology annotation, cellular component: endomembrane system. The record is from RefSeq and is a predicted model, not a curated record.
AGGGGUUUGUUGUCGUUUUUGGUGGAGUGAAAUCAUCUGAUCAUCGACCCGUUUUGCAGGACGAUUUCAUCAUUUCCUGUCAGUGUUUUCGUUCAAUUGCCUGCCGGAAACCCAAACUAAGGUGUACGUGGUACGGUGGGUCACAUGAGCAACUGAGCCGCGAUGUCCAAGUUACCAAUCACGGAUCCGGCCAUUCGGAUAGUACCGUCCAAGGAAUUGAAGCAAUUCAUCGGGACCAAACUGGUGGUACCGGCGUCAGCUCCUGUGACCUUGCGAAACAUACACUCGGCCUACAAUAAGGCCGGCCAGCGUGCCACCACCGGUCAAGUUGCGGAACAAUUGAAAACACCGAUUCCGAAAGCCACAGCCGAGUUCACGGCCACGGAACGUCGAGUGAUUGAAGAUUGUAUCACUAAGCAGGAGGCGGACGAUGAAACAACGGAUCAGGCAUGUGUCUUCGACUGUACCGAUGAUACUAAGCCUGCUUCGAUGAAAAACUGCCUGGGAUUAGCGGAUAUCAGAUGGCUGUUCAACGCGUUGACCGAAAUGCGUAAGACAGAUAGCACGGUUCCAUUUCUGCAUGCCCUGCUCGCCGGUUGCCCCCUGGUGAUGCCCGAGAAUCCGGUCCAGGAGCGUAAUCCCGUGCUGGAGGCACGUUGUCAGCUGCUGCGGAAGCAACAGGAAGAGCGUGAUUACAACCGGAUGACCAAGAACGUGGACAGCAUUCGAAAGCAUAUGCCCGAGGAAACGAUCGGAUAUCAAGUAAAACAGAUCAAUCGGCACCUGAUCGCGGUCGCACAGUUCCUGUUUUCCGUAGCAGCAGGAUUUGCGUUCGGAUUCAUCGGUAUUGCGCUAAUCGUAGGACAGAUGGAUUUCGGUGUGCGUCUGCUACUCGGUAUCGUCAUUGCACUCAUCAUUGCGUUGGCCGAGAUAUACUUCCUUGCGAAGCGGUUGAAUGCCGAGUACGAGCUACCGGUUCCGUCGCCGUUGGCACCGAAAGAGCCUUCUACAAAGGUCGUCGAAUCCAUUCCGAUCGAAGUGCAGCCGAAACGAGGUGGCAAAAAGAAGCAGCACAAAGAUUAAUGGUUUUUUAGUAAUGUGAUUGCUUUCGAUCGACUUCCGUUUCAUAGUCAUCAGUUACUUCAUCGUCGUUUCGUUGUUAAAUAUAAAUGUGGUCAUUUCAUCUGA